Molecule: messenger RNA, 653 nt
Organism: Paramormyrops kingsleyae
Lineage: Eukaryota; Metazoa; Chordata; Actinopteri; Osteoglossiformes; Mormyridae
Source: RefSeq, a predicted model, not a curated record
CCUAUCAUCAAGUGGGGGUGGAGACUCACAGAUUCUCCAAAAACACAAAGAUUGUUCUUGUGCCAGCACAGUACACCCUGUGUGUUUGUGAAUCAGAGAUGCAUGUGUACAUGUUGCUCACCGUUGUCUGGACCUUGCGGGCUGUUGAGGGCUUCAGCUCAGGCAAAGUUCAAAACAGCUGUAAUACCAUGGAACCGCAGCACAAAACCACCGGACAGACAUCUCAAGCCCCAUUCUCUAUCUCCAUGAAUCACACCACUUUCCAGAAAGGUGAUGUCAUUGCAGUGACACUCCAAGCAGGACCCAACCAGUUCAUGGGCUUCCUCUUACAAGCCCGCGGAGUCGGACAGACCCAGCCUCUGGGCACUUUCACUGUGACAGGAAGCAAUGCCCAGCUUCUUAACUGCAGUGGGCUUAAUAACUCAGCAGUUUCCCAUACGUCUGCCUCACUCAAAACAUCAGUGACAGCUCUGUGGACGGCUCCAGUGACAGGAAACCUAGGAAACAUUACAUUCAGUGCUACCUUUGUUCAAACUGCAAAGGUCUAUUGGACUCAAGUCAAAAGUUCUGUGGUUGUUUAUAAUGCUAAACCUCUUCAAAAUACAAGCACAACAGCUCCAUCUCUUGUAAGUACACUAGCAUUCUAUAGGUGA